AUGACAGUACCAGAAAAGAGUACGGCAGUAUAUCUUGCUGAGGAUUUGCUUGUGGAGAUACUCACUAGGGUUCCUGAGGCUUCUCUGGCACGGUUCCGAUCCACCUCAAAAGGAUGGAACACUCUUUUCAUAAAAGAAAGGAAACUUGACUACAAGUCUCUUGUUGUCAUGUUAAUUGAUCAUAGAUUUUAUAUAGCUAGGCUAGAUCUGCACGGCAUUCAAGACGACAGCGUUGUCAAGAUAAUAAGUCAGUUCAGCCUCAAUGAUCGUGUAGUUGAUAUACGCCACGUCUUUCACUGCGAUGGCCUAUUGCUAUGCACCACCCUGGACAAUAGAUUGGUGGUUUGGAAUCCAUGUUCAGGGGAGACCAGUAGGGUGAUCAAACCGUUAAAUUUGUACCCUGGUGAUGAUACCUAUGCACUCGGUAAAUCCUCUAACAACACGUACACAAUCUUGAGAGUGCAUCAUCAUGGAAUCGGUUACUUGGUGGAACCAUGCCUUGUGGAGUACGAAAUAUAUGACUUCACAUCUAAUUCGUGGAGGGCUGUUGGUAAGACUAGAGAAUGGUCCAUUCCACGUCGUCCACGGUCGAGGGAUACCUUACAAUGUUUUGAUUUUUCGACCGAGAAAUUUGAACUUGUGUCUCUUCCGGGCGAUCCUUUCUCUUAUUAUGCUUUUGCCUUAUCAGUGACUAGAAAAGAGCAAAAUCUUUGUUUGUUAAUUUUGUCACGUAAUGAGGAGGUAAACCAUAUAGAUGUAUGGAUGGGAACUAAGAAUAAAAGUAAACUCCUAACAGUGGAACGAACCCUUCGGUGCAAGUUCAUUACGCUACGUACUGGGAUGAGUUUCUUGGCGGAUCAGGAGAAUAAAGUUAUAGUGUAUCCCACUAAGGAUAAGAACUCUGCUAACCGCUUACACAUUUUGGGAGGUGAUAAACACAUACAAUUAGUUGACCUUAAUGAUGAAGGAUCUAAAUGCUCACAUCCUGUCAACUAUCUAGGUCCAACUUUGGUUCAAAUUCAACAAGGUUCUUUGGGGGUAGCUAGGCACAUGGAAAGCACCAGUAACGUGACUUGUAAUGGACACACUAGAUUAUGCAAUUGUUAUCCAAGUUUUCAUGAUAUUUGA
Eruca vesicaria subsp. sativa (arugula) is the source of this 1128-nucleotide messenger RNA. Lineage: Eukaryota; Viridiplantae; Streptophyta; Magnoliopsida; Brassicales; Brassicaceae. The record is from the annotation of a GenBank genome assembly.